This is a messenger RNA of Pseudovirgaria hyperparasitica, 726 nucleotides long. RefSeq lists its product as uncharacterized. The coding region runs from base 66 to 371 and encodes 101 amino acids. The record is from RefSeq and is a predicted model, not a curated record. Gene Ontology annotation, biological process: cilium assembly; microtubule-based process. Gene Ontology annotation, molecular function: dynein intermediate chain binding; dynein light intermediate chain binding. Gene Ontology annotation, cellular component: cytoplasmic dynein complex. Lineage: Eukaryota; Fungi; Ascomycota; Dothideomycetes; Acrospermales; Acrospermaceae. The transcript has 7 exons.
CAAGACGUCUGACUUUGUUUUGCCCGCCCUCUGCAAUCUAUCUAUAAUCAGCUUGAACGAUCAAGAUGGCAGACCAGAAGAUUCUUGCGGACCAGAAGACCGCCGAAAAGCUCGAAGCGCAAAUCAAGUCUGCAGACAUGAGCGAAGAAAUGCAGCAGGAAGCGAUUGAAGUCGCCGAGGACGCAAUGUCAAAGUUCAACAUCGAGAAGGACAUUGCCAAGUAUAUUAAGCAACAGUUCGACAACAAGAAAGGAGCGACAUGGCACUGCAUCGUUGGGCGGAAUUUCGGCAGCUUCGUCACUCAUGAGACGAAGCAUUUCAUCUAUUUCUAUCUCGGCCACUGCGCAAUCCUCCUGUUCAAGACUCAAUGAUGCGCCUGCAAGUAUACGAUUAUUCCAAGUUGGGGGCUGGUAUGUGGGUGGGAAUGUUUACGAGCACGCCAUGUCGUGAGCGGUUAAAGUUGCAUGUCAUAGUACCUGUCACACACUCUUCCAUAAUUACCACUACUGAAGUAUAUAUCAUCUAGAGGCAGCAGCAGCGCUAGUGAAUUUGGUAGCCAGAAUUCAGCGCACAUGGGAACAAGAAGUAAUUGAGAGCUCGAGCAAGACUUGGCUUCGCUUGCGUGACAGGACUAGGUACAUGUAGGGUUGACUUGUUUAUGAACCGUCGAUAGAGCCAGAAGACUGGGUAGUGAAAUUGUAUUUCAGUAAAAUGCAAAACGAUUCC